AUGUCCUCAAAAACCCCGGCGAAAAGCUCCGAAAAAGAUUAUUCUGGCAUUAUCGCCAACGAAAAUGAUGCAGAGAAUACAUACCACUGUCCCUUAUGUUUUGGAUCAGGACUUAUUUCCCGCAGAAUGAACGACAUUGCAGAAAAAUCCGUCGCUUCAGUUGACGGACAACAACCCGAGCAGAGAAGAAGUGAAGUUGAAGCAGUUGAGCUUUUAUGGGCGAGACUGAACGAUGAGGAGAAACGCGAGUUUGAGCAGAAGCGUGAGGAUGAGAAGAAAUUUUUUCCAGACGCAAGCAAUGCAAUGGCACAAAGCAUCAUUACUCAAAGUAAAGGACUCAGAGUUGAGAAAGAGAGACGCGAGGCUAAAAUAAAGAAAUACGUUCGGGUUACAGCGAGUGAAGGAAACGAACUCAAGGAUGAGAAAAAAAGGGCAUCGAAAGGAGUGAAGGAAAUCGUGGUCAAGGCCCCUUUGGAGGAGAAUGAAUUUGAUAAUGACAAACAAAAAACUCUCUCGGAUAGAAUGAAACAAAUCGCAGAAAACGCUGCAGAAUUGCGAGAAAUCCGGGAUGAAGAUCAAGGACUCGAGAAGAGAAUGAAUCAACUUAUGGAGAUUGACGGUGCUGAGGGAUUAGAAGAACUUGAAAUCAUGAACAAGUUUUAUGAGCGUCAAAUCAACAGGCUUCACGAUUUGAAAAUAAGAUACAGGGAGAGAAAAGAGCUUGGAGGGAGAGUAGAUAAAGCUGUGGAGGUCGAUGCUGAAGUUGGAAAAAAGCUUAAAGACUCAUUAAAAUUUGAUGCUUACAAGGCGGAAGAACUUGAAGAUGAGGAAAGCAAUUUUAUGGAUCGGUUAGAAAGGCUUGAAGAUCGCAAGAAAUGA
Messenger RNA from Botrytis porri, 879 nucleotides. RefSeq lists its product as uncharacterized. The coding region runs from base 1 to 879 and encodes 292 amino acids. The record is from RefSeq and is a predicted model, not a curated record. NCBI's taxonomy places the organism in Eukaryota, Fungi, Ascomycota, Leotiomycetes, Helotiales, Sclerotiniaceae. The transcript has 2 exons.